Malania oleifera is the source of this 4622-nucleotide messenger RNA. RefSeq lists its product as uncharacterized. The coding region runs from base 631 to 4116 and encodes 1161 amino acids. The transcript is spliced from 8 exons. The record is from RefSeq and is a predicted model, not a curated record. NCBI's taxonomy places the organism in Eukaryota, Viridiplantae, Streptophyta, Magnoliopsida, Santalales, Ximeniaceae.
GGGGAUAUUUCGGAGCCGAGCCGCGCGAACACGAACGAGACGGACGCCAAUCCGUUCAUACCUGGAUUUCGCUACCCUCGUCGCUUCCGCUCCGUCGCGUGGGAGUCAGACGGCCAUCUUCAUCGUCGUGUUGCAGUGUCCUUCCCUCCCCACAAAGUCCCAACCCCGACUCCGCCUCUCUCUCGCAGACAGUUCUUCAGCCGUUCCUUUGUCCAACAACCACCUCACGCAAGCUUCAACGAGGUCUCAGCGCCGAUAAACCGAACCAGGUACACGCAACCAAUCCACCGGAGCAGUUUCGUCAUUUUCUCCGCCAUCGAAUCCACAAGUUUCCAGCAGGUAUCUUUUUUUCAACUCCAUUUCCUUUUGAUGCUUCAAUUGGGCGAGACUAAUUAGAAGCCCCGCGUGUUAGAUUCUAAAUUCAUUCCCUUCGGCUCACAACCGCGAGAUUUAGGUUUAGGAUUGGGAUUGAUGUUCUUCAACAUGAUUUAUUGUUGAAUGCUUUAACUGGGCGAGACUAAUUUGAACCCUUGCUUGUUAGAUUCUGAAACCGUUUUCAUUCCACACACAAUUAGUUCUAGGGUUUCGAUUGCUGGGGUUUUUAGGAAUUAGGGCACGAAACAGGAAGCUAUGAAAGGGCGGUCGCACCGUCUUCCGAUCUCUGACCCUCCCGAUGACUGGAUUGACGAGUCUUGGACAGUGGAUUGUGUGUGCGGAGUGAAUUUUGAUGAUGGGGAGGAGAUGGUUAAUUGCGACGAGUGUGGGGUGUGGGUGCACACCCGGUGCUCACGCUAUGUGAAAGGGGAUGCUUCAUUUGCUUGUGACAAGUGCAAGAGUAAGAACAGCAGUAGGAAUGACAAUGAGGAAACCGAGGUUGCUCAAUUACUGGUUGAGCUCCCCACUAAAACAAUGAGAAUGGAGAAUGAUAUUAGAAACUCCUGUCCCCUGAGCAAUCCUCCUCGACGACCUUUUAGGCUUUGGACUGACAUGCCAAUUGAGGAGAGGGUACAUGUUCAAGGCGUUCCUGGUGGGGAACCUGCCCUUUUUGGGGGCCUGUCAUCAGUUUUCAAUCGGGAAUUAUGGAAGUGCUCGGGCUAUGUGCCCAAAAAAUUUAAUUUUCAGUACAGAGAGUUUCCUUGCUGGGAGGAAAAGCGGGAGGCUGAUGAUGGAAUUGAAGAGGAAAAUGAGAAUCCUGUUAAAAAAGGUGCUGGUGUACUGUUUUCGUUGUCAAAGAAGAAUGUGUUGACAACCCCUGUGGCUACUUUGGUUGGCAUGAGAGGCCAAACUGGAGAAGAUGACUGUGAAGGGAAACUGUGUGAGGAUUUAAAUGUCAAGCACAUGCAAAAUGGUGCGAAGGAGAGAAGCUUGCUUCGGCCCAUUGUUAUCCAUUCGAGUAAGCGGAAAAAAGAAGAUCUGGGGACAUCCAAGGAUCGGAGUGGAAAGAAGAAGGUCAAGGCCACGGACAAAGAGUCCGAUGUGCAGAAGAGAGGUACACAGACGACCAAACCAGUGUUUACACCCAACAAUGGUGCAAAACAAUUGGAAUUUUAUGAAGACAGAGGUCCCAAGAUUCCCAAGUCUGAUACUCAUAACACCAAGAGCGAGAAUUUGAAGGACAGUGUGGCCCGAGAGCCUGUAUCAGAUGAUACAUUUGCAGUGGGCGAUAUUGUUGAGAAGCCCCAAAACAGCUUGGCAGUUAAAGAGCAAAAUCCAGAAGCCUUUUCCUCUGACAUCUCUAAGCAUAAUUCUUCAAUUGGAGCAGGAGCAAAGGAAGACAAGGCUGUUCAUCAGGUUCCUGCAACAAUUGAGGGUUCUUUCAAAAUGAAUGAUGGCACAGGAUCAGUUUUAGAAAGGAAUGAUAUUGGGAGUGCUCUUGUAAAUGAAGAGGGGGUUAGCACGGAUGUUAAUAAUUUGGAUGCCAGUGUAGAGCAUUCUUCUAAAAGUGUUGUGAUUGAUGUACACAAGACAAAACUCUCUGAAGAUAUGGCUAGUGCUGUACUGGAAAUCAAAGACGAUCUGAUUCUGCAAAAGUCAAAUGGCAACAUUUCAGUGAACUCUGGACAGCCUCUUGUUAAAAUGAAAACAGAAGAAGAUUUUGUUAACUGUGGAGGGGUCAUGCUUUCUUCUCCUUCUGUUGAAGUAAAGUUGGAGGAGAUCAAUCACAUGGCUCAGCAAGGGGAAUCCGGUGAUCACCUGCCUGAAAAUACUACAGUGAAUGCUGCUUUGGCAAGCAGCUCGCCGUCCAGUGACUGUAAGGUUCAAGAUAUUGACAGGAGUUCCAAUGCUGUCAAUGAUUGUCAUAUUGACAAGCCUGAUGAGUUAUCUGCUGAUCUUCAUCAGUGUAAGCGAGAACUUGAGUGCUCAGAAAGUUCCAUGGUUGUUCAAAAAAGUUCUAAAGAGCCCAGACAUGCUUCAGAACUUCUUGAAGAGCCCUCAAAAUCUGGUAGAACAAGCUCAAGCCCCUGUGUUCUACAGAGUCAGUGUAAAACAGUAUCAGGUGUUGAAAAAUCUUCCUCCCCUUCAUCCUCUGUUAUGGUAUCCAAAUCACCGAUUUCUGAUAAUUGUAAAACUGUGAAUUCUCACAACCUUGCUUCUGUUACCAAACAACGGGUAACGUGUAAUAUUAGUAUGAAGAAGGAUCAUGCUGCUAGUGACAUAGUGGGGGAGGAAGACAGGCAUGGAAUGCUGAGGAAGACAGUGAAGGAUCGUCCAAAAUCCUCUGCAAAUUCUGCUUUAAAAGCAUCACAUUUGAGCAGGAUUCCACAUGCUUCUGUUUCCAAGCAGCCCUUGCCAGAUUCUAAGGAUCCAGCGAUGAACUCAUUUUCCAAGGCAUCUGCGGCGCAUAAUGUUGCAGUUACUUCAGGAACUGGUGAAUCUGCUGGUUCACUGCAAACACAGAGGUCUUUACCUGCAGAAAAUAAGAUUCCUGGCCCUGGUUUAGCACAAAGAGGUGAAAAGUUUAGCCAGUCCACUAGCGUUCCAUCUUCUAAGUCAAAUCAUACAUCAUCAACACCACACUCUGCACCGUCAUCUGCUCCUACCACCCUAAGUGAUGAAGAGCUUGCUUUACUUCUGCAUCAAGAACUCAACAGCUCUCCUAGAGUACCUCGGGUGCCACGUGUGCGUCACACGGGUAGCUUUCCUCCGUUUGCUUCUCAAACUGCUACAAGCAUACUAAUAAAGCGUUCUUCCAGUUCUGGAGGAAAGGAUCAUAGUCUGGUUUCUAGGAGAAGAAACAAGGAUGUACCCAAAGAUGGGGCUCACAGUUCUCGUGAAAUUGAUGAUGAAGCUAAGAAAACUGAUCGAACACUGCCAUCACCUGAUCAGAGGAGACAGGAUUUAGCAUAUACAGUGGAUGCUUCUAUCAAGAGGAAUAUAGAUGAUGACUCUUUAAAAGCAGUAGAUUCUGUCAAGAAGAAUAUCCCUCCUGCCCCAACCAUGGCUGCAAAUAGUGGUCCCUCUUCCUCUAUUGAGGCCAAUGACUUAAUUUUGUCAUCCACACAUAAUUCACCAAGGAAUACAUCUGAUGAUGAGGCCCAUCAAACUCUGCCAGGCUUGAUUAGUGAUAUAAUGAGCAAAGGUGAGCGUAUGACUUAUGAAGAACUCUGUGAUGCUGUCCUGCCACACUGGCACAAUUUGCGUAAGAACAAUGGUGAGCGUUAUGCAUAUUCAAGUCAUUCACAGGCUGUUCUUGACUGCCUGAGGAACCGAAAUGAGUGGUCCCAAUUGGUUGAUCGGGGUCCUAAGACCAAUACGAGUAGGAAGAGACGCAAACUUGAUGCUGAGCCUUUGAAUUUUGACUUAGACGAUAAAGAGUACAUCAAGGGCAGAACUGUGAAGGAGGCUGAAGGAAAGAAUUUCGAUUCCCACCGAGAAGAGUUCCCAAAGGGAAAGCGCAAAGCACGGAAGCGCAGGCGACUGGCUCUGCAGGGAAGAGAGAUAAGGGAUGUUAGAAAGAUCCGGAAGGCAGAUGUGCUUACUGAUGAUGAUUUUGGUCCUUUUUCCAAUUCCAGUGAGGAGAGCAUGUUCAGUGAGGAUGAAAUUCAAGAAGGUGGAACAUGCCUUGGUGGAAGUGAGGCUUCCAUAAGCUCAGAUGAGAUGGGAACCUUGUUGUAGUUGAAAGUGGUUGAUUUGUUCUGUUGAUUUUAUUUCACAGCUUUGGGAAAAGGGUUGUCUGCUAUGGUGGAAAAGCGCCCCUUUUUCGUGUGGCCAAUGUAUGCUUGAAAUCAUCCUGCAGGCUUCUUUGGCAUACCUUUCUUUCAAUCAAGGCAGCUAUGCUGUAUAUGGAGCACUCCUGCAACUUAGAAGACAGUUUCCCUUCAGGCCUAUGCGGAACGAGGAUUUUGUUUGAGACCUAAUGCGAGUUCUCCCUAUUCAGCUUUAAUGGAUUGACUUCAUCGUGAGUGGGUCUCGGUGCUGAAUGAUAGCUGGUGUGGAUUCAAAUGUGUAUUGUGUAAAAUUAGUGUACAUAGGUGUAUUGAUGGGAUUGGGGGGGGGGGGGGGGAGAGGGUAGAUGCAUAUGUGAGAAGCUUUUCACGUUGGAGCUUAUUAGCUAUUCAUGUAGAUUUUCAGCAGCUUGCAAAAAUUCUCAAAUGGAAUGUAGUACUUGUAAGUUCAUUUCC